Messenger RNA from Cutaneotrichosporon oleaginosum, 288 nucleotides. RefSeq lists its product as uncharacterized. Gene Ontology annotation, biological process: mRNA splicing, via spliceosome; P-body assembly. The record is from RefSeq and is a predicted model, not a curated record. Lineage: Eukaryota; Fungi; Basidiomycota; Tremellomycetes; Trichosporonales; Trichosporonaceae. Gene Ontology annotation, molecular function: RNA binding. Gene Ontology annotation, cellular component: U6 snRNP; U4/U6 x U5 tri-snRNP complex; P-body.
AUGGACGACGCCGUAAACACCACCAUCAGCGAGCCUCUCGACGUGGUCAAGCUUUCGCUUGGCGAACGCGUGUUCAUCAAGUUGCGCGGCGACCGGACGUUGACGGGGACGCUGCAUGCGUACGAUGCGCACAUGAACCUCGUGCUCUCAGGCGUCGAGGAGAGCAUACAUACCGUCGACGUGUCUGAGGACGGCGUGCCGGGGCAGCCUAGAGUUGAGCGCCGCACGUCUGACAUGCUCUUCGUCCGUGGCGACGGCGUCAUCCUUCUCUCGCCCAUCCACCAGUAG